Messenger RNA from Postia placenta MAD-698-R-SB12, 1834 nucleotides. RefSeq lists its product as hypothetical. Bases 1 to 1773 code for a protein of 590 amino acids. Gene Ontology annotation, biological process: mRNA processing. The transcript has 11 exons. Lineage: Eukaryota; Fungi; Basidiomycota; Agaricomycetes; Polyporales; Adustoporiaceae. The record is from RefSeq and is a predicted model, not a curated record.
AUGGCCUCUACCAUGAUCGACGACGACGACGACAGCUUUCUCUACGGAGACUCCAAGGAUGUCCUCGAGGUUGCAAAACCACCCGUGACAACGUCUGUGCCACAGCCAAUCUCGCUCGAACAAACACGGUCAGCCACGCAAGGUCUUGUUGCCCACCUUGAAGCCGAGGCUGCGGAGUCCUCAAAUGGUACCGCUGCACCCGAGUCUAUAGAGGAUGCACAGAACGACGAAGAGGGCGAGGGUGAGGAGGAGGAAGAGGAGGAAGAGGAGAGCGAUGAUGACAUUGAGAUCAUCAUGGAGCCAACUGCACGCACACUAGACCUGCGACAAGGCAACCGGCCGCCACCAAACCGACCGGCUAGCCAUAACACUCCAACAAGAGCACCUCAACCACAGCACCCACAGCCCUCUCUAACGACCGAAUACACGCCUCGAGAACGAGGGGGCGUCACCAAGCUUUCUUCCACCCCGCAACCUACAUCAACUACCCCAUCACCAGCACUGUCUGCAACACCAGGCGCCGCAUCCAGCCAACAGAAGGCUGAGGACGAGCAACAGCCAGCGGAUUCUGGACCUGAUCCUUCGACUCUUCCUCUAGCAAAAGCGCCGCCGUCACACCCGUCAAUCAAUCCAGAUGCGCCUGGUACGCUUGACGGGCGCUCAAUUCUUGAAGUUGACCUCAAUGCAUUGGCGGAGAAGCCAUGGCGGCGGCCAGGCUCGGACUUGAGCGAUUGGUUCAACUAUGGUUUCGACGAAAUCUCGUGGGAGGCGUAUUGCUACAGGAGGAGAGAGCUGGGUGAUGUUGCAAGCGUCCUGAAGAACAAUGUCCUGGCAUUUGCAGGCAUGCCAGAAGAACAACUCUCAGCCCUUCCACCUGAGAUCCGAACGAUGGUCAUCGCAGGCGCCAUGAUGGCCAGCGGCGGUGCAGCGAACGGGGGUGGGAUGAUGCCAGGGGCCGGAAUGAACAUGAACGGGGGCGCCAUGAUGAACCAGAUGAUGAACAUGGCGCCCAUGAUGAACCCAAUGAUGCAGGACAUGGGCAUGGCUGGCAUGGAGAUGGGCAUGGGAGGGCCGGGCAUGGGAGGACCUGGUAUGGGGGGACCUGGUAUGGGAGGACCUGGUAUGGGAGGACCUGGCAUGGGAGGACCUGGUAUGGGCGGUGCGGGCAUGGGUGGAGCGGGUCCAGGUCCGGGUAUGAUGCAGGACGCAGGCGGACCUGGCGUGAUGGGCGGCGGGCCACAGGGUGCGGGGCAGAACACGCAAGAGGGGCAGAUGGGUAUGGGAGAGGGCUUCGUUGCGGGAGGUGGCGGGCCUGGCCCAGGGAUGAUGGGGAUGGGUCCCGAGUUUGGGAUGCAGCAGCAGGAUGCGGCGGGCAUGGGCCAGCAGCAGAUGUAUCAGGUCAUGGAGAACAACACUCCGCAAGCCCCGGCGCCCACACCCUCGCGGAACGGGCCGACGCCUGGUCAGUUCAGAGGACGCGCUAUACCUCCGACAAUGCCAUCGCGCGCACGGGGAGGCUACGCACCACGCGGACGAGGUAUUCCGGUUCGACCUGCGUCCCCGCUUCCACCCAAUGUGCCCACGGGCCCGCGAAACAAGAACAAGUACAAGGACAUCGACGGCAGUGCACCCGCUGUCGAUGGGCUGGACUACGGCGGAGGUGGCGGGAAGGAAGGUGGAAGCCGCACCCCAGACGAGGACAACAGGAGCAGCAGCAGGAAGCGGAGAAGCUCCCCCGGCCUCGACGACAGUAGAAGUUCAAAGCGGCGAUAGUCCUAGCUGUCUGCAGUUUCCUACUUUGUUCUUGACAAUGUAUUUGCGCCUUGUUGCUAUC